AUCAAUGCAAAUAGAAUCGCAGUUGGACCAUGCACGCCUUGGCUAGCCCUUAGUUCAACGUGCAACACCUCUAUCAAUUAUAGUAGUCCACGCAACCAGGAACCUUUCCAGUCACGGACGUAGCAACGGCACAUCUAUACCUCAUGACUUAUACAAGAGCCUAUGUACCAAACGACAUGAAACGGGGGACAGGAAAUAAUAACCAAGUGGAGCCGAACGGUAAACUCGGACCGGCUUGUCUCAAACGUUCAUCGCAUGUCGGCCAAGCAAUACCUGUCAAGGAAUAAACCGACAUGUGUAGGGCUUCCUCCAGAGAUUUGGCAGCUCAUCUUCGACUGGACUACUCAAGUACCAGGAGCGUACGAUCCCGACUGCUUGGCUUGGUCAUUCACCCAUCCACCCUCCAAAUCGCACAUUCAAGAUACGAAAAAGUCUCUCAGAUCAAGAUCAAGACUCGUCCGAGUCUGCAAACUUUGGAACGUCCUCGCAUUGAAAAAUCUAUUUGAGCAUAUCACGAUUGUAAACGAUGCAUCUAUUCUUUCUCUUCGCAAAGUACUGGUGCAGUCGCGUGAGGAUGCUGAAACCGGCCAUCACCUUGGCUGUUACACUAAGCGUCUCGACGUAUGCUUCAAAACCAACAACGUAAACAAGACCAUCACAGACCUCAGUGAUGUUAUCGCAUGUCUCCCCAACCUCUCCUUCAUCAAGUUAUCCCUUACCAACGCGGACCGUUCAUACGCGAACGUUAGUUAUGGGCGCGACCGCACCGCCCGUCCUUGUCCCCUUAUUGAUGCACUCUGCACCACCUGCCCAUCUCUCGAGGUCCUCGAAAUCACCCCACAGUCCUACAUUCCCCAGGCCAAUGAUGUCCAUCGCCUAUUCUCAUCAUUCCCGAAACUGCGCUCCUUCCGAAACGUAGGGCGCAUAGACGACUUGCUCGCCCCCCAGAUACCCUUCCUUCACAUAGCAACCUCUCUCACCACUUUCGCCAUCUACGAUCCGUACUUCAAAGUCGCGCCUGCAGUCCUCCCCCCCGUCCCGAGCACCUUUCCCUCUCUCCAAACCGUCAUGUUCUACACUAGUAGGACUGCCGACCGACAAUUCUUGUCCUUCCUUCGGAUACAUGGAUCUACUCUGACGACAGUCAUGAUUCGAUUCUCAAUGACCGUAAGCCCUCAAAUUUUCCUCUGCGUGAUCCUUGAUACCAUAGGUGCGAGCUGUCCUAGAGUCGUCAAUUUUAUGAUAUGGUUUGAUGCCUGGUACGUGUUCGGGGUGCUCCUUGGUCUCCCCUCCUUCCAAAUGCCGCCUUCCAUCAGAGUUUUUGGCAUACGGUGCAAGGAGCUCCAAGCAGAUAGUCGGACAUACGAAAAGUUUCUUUCGCAGUUGAAGCCUGAGAACGGGCGGAUUCUGAGGCUGCUUGAUGAGAGACAUGUGAAGGAUCUAUGUCAGAAACAUGCCAAGGUGUUUAACAGGGCCCGACGAAGACUCGAAUCAGGAGGGUGGCAGUUCCAAGGUCCCGAUGAACGCGUUCUGCUUUGAGGUGAGCUGGUCCGUUGUUUUUCAGUCGUGAUCAGUCGUAAAAGAUUAUUCUAAACAAAAAGUACAAUUGUACAUGUGAGGGAGAAGGGGAUUGAAUGCAUGCAGGAUAUACAUUGCCAAAGAGAAAGAGAAAGAGGAGUGAGCGA
This is a messenger RNA of Guyanagaster necrorhizus, 1685 nucleotides long. RefSeq lists its product as uncharacterized. Bases 256 to 1539 code for a protein of 427 amino acids. The record is from RefSeq and is a predicted model, not a curated record. The transcript is spliced from 2 exons. NCBI's taxonomy places the organism in Eukaryota, Fungi, Basidiomycota, Agaricomycetes, Agaricales, Physalacriaceae.